Molecule: messenger RNA, 327 nt
Organism: Brettanomyces bruxellensis
Lineage: Eukaryota; Fungi; Ascomycota; Pichiomycetes; Pichiales; Pichiaceae
Exons: 1
Coding region: 1-327 (108 amino acids)
Biological process (GO): iron-sulfur cluster assembly
Cellular component (GO): L-cysteine desulfurase complex; mitochondrion
Source: RefSeq, a predicted model, not a curated record
AUGUCUGCAUCUCCCCAAAAGGUUCUAGCUCUAUACAGAAACAUACUCAGAGCAAGCUAUCAGUUUGAAUACUACAACUUUAGGCUGUAUUUUCUACGCAGGACUAGAGCUGAGUUCAGAAGGUUACGUAACGUUAGUGGCGAUAACAGUGAUCUUUAUAAGAAGGGAAUGAAAGAUUUGGCAUUAUUAAGAAGGCAGUCUAUAAUUUCCGAGAUGUUCCCAUUUGAGAAGUUGGUUGUUGAAAGGGUUGAUGCAAAGCAUCAUGAGGUGAGAGCUGCUGAAAGAGCUGCGGUCCCUGUGAAGCCAACUAUGACCACGAGUGAUUGA